Molecule: messenger RNA, 702 nt
Organism: Protopolystoma xenopodis
Lineage: Eukaryota; Metazoa; Platyhelminthes; Monogenea; Polystomatidea; Polystomatidae
Source: the annotation of a GenBank genome assembly
AUGCAUCCGGCUAUAUUCAUCUGCCUAACCUGUCGCCUACAAUGGAAACUGGCUCUAUUGUUAGUUGGGCUAAGUCAGAAGGCGAUCAGGUAUGGAACAUUUUUUUCAUUGUGUCAGAUAAGCGAGGGAGAUCUGAUGGCAGAGAUAGAGACAGAUAAAGCGACAAUCGCCAUGGAUUCCCCAGAGGAGGGCUUUAUUGCAAAAAUUUUAGUGGCAGCGGGGACACGUGAUAUCCCCGUUGGCAUGGUAAAUGACCUUAUCGCUCAAUUUGCAAAUUAUUCGGCUGCAGACGCUGGGGGUCCUAUUCCGGCGAAGGCUACGCCUCAAAAAGAACCUAUUAGUCAACCGGCACCUCCGGUCAUUCCUGCAGCCAUCCCCGCUGCCAGCCCUACUGUUUCUUCUGCCCCUCCACCUCCUAGUGGAAAAUUGUUUCCUUCCUCUCCAUUAGUGAAACGACUCGCUGCAGAACGAGGAAUAAAUUUGAACAUGUUAUCCACUAAACUCCCUCAAGGUGGUUCGGGUAUGGAUGGGAUGUAUGUGUCAUCUGACCUUGAAUCAUUGGCUGCUCAAGUUUCUGAAGGUGUAACUCCAACCACCUUCACAGCGCCCUCCGCCUCUUUCAUUGAUUUGCCACUGUCAGAUAUGCGAUCAGUAUGUUUUUAUUUUACUUAUGUGUUUUGUGUUGUGAUAUGUUCACUCUGA